CUCGUGUUGCUACAUCACCAGUUUUUGUGAGCAGCUGCUGCCUCUAAACUGGAAAGUCCCUGACAGCCGGAGGGGUUCGAGGCAGGAAAAACAGUCGUUAGCUUUGUCAUUUUAAAUUAGCGACAUUAGCGUUUUCGUCGCCUCGUUCCCUUCCUCGGGUGUGGAAUUCCACGAGGCUGCUUCGGUCGUGAUUUUCCCAGCCCGCCGAGUAGAUGCUCCCUUCUCCGACUGUUAGCUGCUGUUAGCCGGGCUAGCUCUUUGUGUGGCUAGCUGCUAGCCGAGCGAUGUUUUGUUGUUGUUGAGCCGAGCAGCCCUCCUCCCGUCGUCUGGGAGAGGAGAUCCGUCAGCUGUGUGUCCGGCCGCCGUGAAGAGUGACGCCCUGCGAAGCCCCCCGUUAGCGACACCGACUACAGCGGGGAGUUUGACCGAAGAAGGGAGGAGAUGGGAAACUGUUUGAAAUCUCCCACCUCGGAUGACAUUUCUUUGCUACACGAAUCUCAGUCGGACCGGGCCAGCUACGGAGACGGAGCAGACCCCGACCAGGAGCCACCGCCCCCCUACCAGGAGCAGAUCCAUGUGCCUGUUUACCACCCAACACCCAGCCAAGCCCGUCUGGCCACUCAGCUGACCGAGGAGGAGCAGGUCCGCAUCGCCCAGCGCAUCGGACUCAUCCAGCACCUUCCGAAGGGCGUCUACGACCCGGGCCGGGACGGCUCGGAGAAAAAGAUCAGAGAGUGUGUCAUCUGUAUGAUGGACUUUGUUUACGGAGACCCCAUCCGGUUCCUGCCCUGCAUGCACAUCUACCACAUGGACUGUAUAGACGACUGGCUGAUGAGAUCCUUCACCUGCCCCUCCUGCAUGGAGCCCGUGGACGCUGCGCUGCUUUCCUCCUACGAGACCAACUGACACAAACACGGCUCGGACCAGACCGGACACCACACACACACACACACACACACACACACACACACACACACACACACACACACACACACACACACACACACACACACACACACACACCUACAUACAUGGAAUAUGCACACAAAUGGAAAUGCACCAAACUUCCAUCUUGCUAACUUAUAUCCUGCAUUAGUAAGAUGGUGAUAUCAAAGCAAGUAAAAGAUGUGGGGUGAAUUCUGUGUGUUUGUGUGUGAGCAUGAGUGUGUGUGUGUAUAUGUGUGUUUGUGUGGGUUCACGGUGCACAGUUUCCUCAGUUGGCCUGCUGGACAGGAUUGCAUGCUGGGUAAAGGACUGGAGGGAAGAAGCGUGUCGGUGGUGAGAAGACGGGAGCCAACAGCAGGAGGGGGGAGGACGGAUGACGGUUGUUUCCGAGAUCUGCUUUUAGAUAUGCGAUACGUGCACACGAGCGUACACGUUUCCUUUAUUUACUCCAACUCAGAAGUGAGUCAGAAUGCAGAAGGACACUGCAGAUUGUGUUUGUCGGACUGCUGACGCCUGAUCGAUGCGACGUCGUACUGCAGGACAGCGGGGGGGGAAGAAGCGCCCUGCUGAGUCACACAUGCUGCAAAAACUGUCACAGAUGCAGAUAUGUGGUUUGAAGACUGCUAGAGAUGGACAUCGGACUCGCAGAGGUCUAUCCUGGAGCCGUCUCUCUGUACAGAUCUUUCCCGAGGAAAAGCAGAAGGGUCGGUGGACUGGUGGAUCGAUUGUCCCGUGGCUUUGUGAAAUCUGUUCUCUUGUUUGUUUUAUCAGUCAGCAUAAGGGCUCCGUUGAACCAACAACACAGACAUGACAAAAAGGAAAGUGCUUCUAGUCACCGAUGUGAUGGAGAGACGGUUGCUGUUGAGCGUUUUUUUUUUUUUUUUUUUUUUGACUCCUCGGUGGGAUCUCGGAUUAUCGGCCAAAGCACAAGCAGACCAGUUAACAAACCAUCGAUUAUAAAUUAGAUAUUUGCACUUCUUAAUCAUUACGUGUGACAAGAGGACCACCUGCAUUCAGUAAUUAUGUCAAUGUGAAGCUUCAGAUUUGCUUUAUGCACAUCCUCAUUACUGAUUUGUAAAGAACAAUGUGGAGCAGGAGUGGGUACUUAAUUUAUUACAGGUGACGAUAAUCAAACUACUGAAAUAAUUCCAAGGUUCGUGUCCACGUACGGCCAGAAAUAUUUAGAGGUCCCAUAUUGUGCCGCUUCAUAAAAUACUUCAAAGAUGCUUUAUUUCACCAAAAUCUCUAGUUUUAGGGAUGUUCUAAAUGAAAACCAAUGAGCUGCUGUUGUUUCCUUACAAGCUUGUAUUUUACUCAUCUUGAGAGCUGCGUUACAAAUUUUUACAUUCCUUAUUGUUCUUCAUUAAAACGGCCUGCCAACUAAAGAAGAAGAGUCACAUGUUGUGUAAAAAGACCUUUUUUAUGGGACUCUGAACCAGGAAGUCUGACAUAAAGGAGAAAAGGUGAUGAUACCUCUUAUAUCUGACGGUGAUCUUAUUUUUUGUCAAAAAGCCCGACUGUGUCAAACUUGUUUCGAAGUGCAGCGGCUACAAAACGCAAGAAAACUGGAUUUUCACCAUAUGGGACCUUUAAAACUUCCACAAGGUUGGACUCUUUUAAUGUGUUUGAAUCUAUAAAAUCUGCGGCGAACAUGUUCAUGAAACUCGGACGUAGAAAUCGCUCACGCUGGCCGGUGCCGCCGUCAGAAGCUGGGUUUGGGUUGCAUGUCAGAUGCAUUUUUGCUUUGUUUGCAUUGAGUUGACGCCUCAAUCUAAUCCAUUCUCCUUGCCACGUUUUAAAAAUGUCUACGGCACAAGUCACCCGGUUCUUACUGUAAAAGCACAAAGAAAUGCGACUGCUCGGCUCUGCUUUGUUUCUUCUCCCUGCUAACUUUGGCCCGUGGGCGAGUCCAUAAAUCAUCGGACGCAGAUCAGUUUGCCUUUCGUGAUCUGUGCGUGUUUGAGAAAUGGGUGGCAGCCAGCACCUUAGUUUUUGCACAGUACUUUAAUGUACUUAACUCUUUAUGUUGUACCUCCAUCGUGAAGGUGGAGCUUCAUGGCCUUAGGUUAAGUGCAAGCGACGGUUUGGUACCAGCUGCUAAAAUCUGAGCGAAGUCCGGUAGGAAUACGAGGCGACGAUACGCAGACUGUUUAGAUCGCAAAUGCUGUCAGUCAUUGUACAUGUCAUGUCAUGAAGAAUACAGAGAAUUGUCCUGCUACAUUGUCACACAACUAAUAAAUAAAUUGUCAGUGUA
This is a messenger RNA of Acanthochromis polyacanthus (spiny chromis), 3199 nucleotides long. It is a transcript of the gene rnf11b, whose product is annotated as ring finger protein 11b. The transcript has 3 exons. Bases 442 to 906 code for a protein of 154 amino acids. The record is from RefSeq and is a predicted model, not a curated record. NCBI's taxonomy places the organism in Eukaryota, Metazoa, Chordata, Actinopteri, Pomacentridae.